AUGUCAGUAGAACCUAAACAAACGGUGUACGUCAACAAUAUAAAUGAUAGAGUGUCCACCAACAAGGUCAGAUCUGUGCUUGAGACCAAUCUUCAGAAAUAUAGGCCUGUGAGCAUUUCUUUGGCAAAGACUCUCAAGCUCAAAGGUCAGGCAUUUCUCACAUUCCAGUCCAUUGGUGAUGCUUCAAGAGCCAUUGAAGCUUUGAAUAAUCAAGAGUAUUUUGGCAAACGCGUAAGAGCCACAUUUGCUAAUUCGAAUAGUGAUACUCUACUAGAUAAGAAAGAGUUGAAACAAAUCAGAACAAGGAGACAGCAAGAACACAAGGUGAGUAAACAAUCCACCAAGCAUGCCAAAUCUACUGUCGACAAGAGCAAAAUCAAAAAACAGAACCAAAAGUUGCCCCCGCAUCGUAUACUACUUCUUCAAAAUAUUAGUCCAGCCUUGCAUGUGACCAAGGAAUCGCUCGACGAGUUUUUUGAAAAAUUUGCUGGUUUUGAAGCGGCUAGAUUCAUAAAGGUAAGGAGUUUGGCUUUCAUUGAUUUUGAAAACGAUGACUCAGCCAUUGAGUGUUUGCAAUCAAUCGAUGAAGACGAAAUACGGAGAAAUUUCGGAGAGGAUAUCGUGCUUUGGUACGCAAAGAAAUAG
Messenger RNA from Lodderomyces theae, 645 nucleotides. RefSeq lists its product as uncharacterized. The record is from RefSeq and is a predicted model, not a curated record. Lineage: Eukaryota; Fungi; Ascomycota; Pichiomycetes; Serinales; Debaryomycetaceae. The transcript has a single exon. Bases 1 to 645 code for a protein of 214 amino acids. Gene Ontology annotation, cellular component: cytoplasm; nucleus. Gene Ontology annotation, molecular function: mRNA binding.